Messenger RNA from Effrenium voratum, 2592 nucleotides. The record is from the annotation of a GenBank genome assembly. Lineage: Eukaryota; Dinophyceae; Suessiales; Symbiodiniaceae.
AUGGCGCUGAACAAGCAGUUGCUGGAAGAGGAUGCAUGUUGCGAGGCUUCUCUGACUUUGACAGUGCCCAUAGAGGCGAUUUGGAUGGUGUGUUUGACCGUCUUCAUUGACUCAUUGGGUGGCUCCAUCUCGGCCCCUGUCAUGCCAUUCUAUGCGGAGGAGUUCCACGCAUCCAGCAGUGAAGUAGGCUUGCUCUUCAGCACCUACUCGUUGGCGCAAGUGAUUGCGCUGCCUCUGCUUGGCCGCCUUGCGGAUCGUGUUGGCCGGCGGCCGGUGUUGGUGGGGUCCUUAUUCGGGGCUGCAGCUGGCGCCUUCUGCCAAGGGUUUGCGCCAUCGAUUGGCUGGUUGUUCCUGGGCCGCAUCGUCAGCGGCUUUUGUGGGGCCGUAGGAAGUACAGCCAACGUCUACAUUUGCGACGUCGCGACAGAGGAUUGCCGACCUGAGUAUUUGGGAUACUUGAUGAGCAGCAACGGCUUGGCCUUCGCCUUCGGCCCAGGAUUGGGCGGCGGGCUCUCGAAGCUGGGCCGCAAUGUGCCCAUCAUGGUCAACGGCGCUCUUUGUUUGGCAGCCGGGCUUUUGACCACAUUUUAUCUUCCGGAGAGCCCGGCGUGGGUGUCCCACCAGCAGACGUGUGCCAGACGAGAGAUCGUACGCCAGAAACCCUGCAAGAUGUGGCAGACCUUCUCGCUCAGUGUUUGGCUUGUUUGUGCUGCAGAAUUCCUUCGCGGGGUCUCUUUUUCCGCGAUCUUCGCCAUUUUCGCGCUGUUUGCUUCCGACGUCUACGACCUAGACUCCGUGUCCAUUGGGUUUGCGGUGUGCUGUGGUGCGCUGUGCCUGAUUGGGACCAACAUUUGGGUUUGCCCUCACCUGGACGCUGCCCUGGGCCAUGUGGGCUGCGCUUGCCUGGGCAUGAUGCUGAUCGCCGCAGGGGAGGUCGGUCUGGCCUACUCGCCGAUACUGAAGCUUUCCCUUGUGGGCAUGUGCGUUGUCUAUGUUGGCCAAGCAGUGGCUGGCUGCACCAUCGCAACCAUCACGUCGGUCUUAGCCACAGAUGACAACAGAGGGGCAGUCAUGUCAAUGCAGCAGAUGGCGCAAGCCUUGGGCCGGGUCUUUGGCCCUGUGGUGUUGAGCUUCCUGUUUAGCAGGGACCCACGCGACCCCUAUGCCUGUGCUGCGGUGGCAGCUCUGAUUGGCAGCGCGGUUCUUUACAGUCUGAGAUCGUCCUUCAGCAAGCGAGCCCGAAUCAUGAGCAUUGGGACCCCGAUUCCUCUGCCAGCCCCUCCCCCGUGGUCAAAGGAGGAAUUUACAGCGGAGGAUGUGGAAGACAUGGGCCGUUUCAUGUGCCACUUGCUGACAAGCAGGCACUACCAGUGGCGCGAUCCGCAGAAGCGAGUAGCUUUGAAGAAGAACCUGGAGAUGCUUUUCCCCCCUCUCUCCAGCGAAGCGCAGUGGCACACCAUGACGAACGAAGAGGGCCCAAAGAACUUCGGAAGCCUCAAUGGGCAAGCGGACCCAUCAGCCUCUAUCUCCGUCGGGCAGUUUGUUGUGCGGAACACGCCUGGCAGCUCUGUCAACCGUCGGCGCUUCAAGUCCAUGUCACGGAACAACACCCUGGACCUCCCGCCGGGCGCCAUGGUCUCGCAGGCCAAAACGGCUGUGCGGAUCCUCAACGGGGAGUUGAUCAGCAAGGAUCGGCCAUAUGGAACCGUGGAGGGCGCCUAUGUGAGGAAGGAGCACAGCAGCUUCACACCUGGCAGACGAAAGAGACUUAACCUGGUCGCCAUCUUCAUCAACCUGGUGGCGCCAUGGGCUCUUUUCUGUGGUAUCUUUGCCGCCCUGUCCUUCCAGCUGCAUUACUGGAGCUCCUCCUUCGCCUGGUCCUCGGUGGCGGUGGGCCUGCUAUGCGCCGCAGUGGCCGCCUUUCUCGCACACAGGACCCGGAUGCGCGAGCAGGAUCCCACGUGGUGCACCUUCGCGGCUCUGGCGUACCUUACAGCCACUUUGCUGGCUGCGUUCUUCGGCGACAUGAACUACUGGUACAACAUGCAGCCAUAUUAUGACAUCGAGAGCAUCAACUCGUACCCAAAUGUCAGCCCUGCCCGAGAGAGAGGACAGCAGCUCAUGGAUGCUGGCAGGGUCUACUUCGAGGAUGGCACCGUGUUGGACACCAGCAAGUCCAUGUCCUUCAAGAAUUUGGACAGGUACUGCGUGGCGCCCAUCAUCAGCGGCGAGGCCCCGCUGUCGUCCUAUGACUUCUGGGCUGUGGGAGUGAAUUGCUGCGGUUCAUCCACUUCAGCAUUCCGCUGUGGCGAGUACAACAACCCGAAAGCCCGGGCUGGAUUGCGUUUGAUGCGCGACGACCAGAGGCCUUUCUUCCGUCUUGCAGUGCAGCAAGCCGAAGCCGCCUACAACAUCAAGGCAAAUCACCCCAUCUUCUUCGAAUGGUUGCAGGACCCGGUGGCCGAAGUCUUGAGCUACAAAACCUCAGGCUUCUCCUUUGCCCUGAUUGCUGUGGCGUCGCACUUUGUCUUCAACCUCUUGUGCGUUGCAGGCGCUACCUUUGCAUUCUCCAAGCUGGCCCAUGAGUUUUGA